CUUCAUGCUUGCUUUCGUAGUAAACUAAACAGAGAUGCAAAGAUUCAAGUCAACAACUGAAUCACCACCAUCACUCUAUUCUCACUCCCUCUUCCACCUUCGGGGAGAUGACACUACCACAACUCCAAAUCCAACAACGCGUUUAACUGAUUCUGAUCUUGCCGUUGCUCUUGUAUUUCAACAACAGCACUAUCACCAUGCCUUUGAUUUAACCUCAACUUCUCCUCCCUUCACUGCCAAGUUCAACAAUGUUGCUGUUGCAUCAAGUAACUUGCAGUACGAGACAUUCAACACCAACCUUGCUUCUUCAGGUUGUUACGUUGAGACAGGGCAACAGCAGCAGCAGCAGCAUAUGUUCCAGCAGAAGGGGCAUUUUGAGACUCGGUCUGAAUCAGCCAUGGCUGACAACAGUCAACAGACCGAUGAUGCUUCCACUGAUAUUGACACCGAUGAUAAAACCCAUUGCAAUAAUAGGGCUGGGAAUGGGGAACUUGUAGUUGUGGACUCCAAUGAUCAAACUAAGCUUAAACAUGAGGAUCAGAAGACUCUUCGUAGACUGGCUCAGAAUCGCGAGGCUGCUAGGAAGAGUCGAUUGAGGAAGAAGGCAUAUGUGCAGCAAUUGGAGAAUAGUAGAGUUAGGCUUGCACAAUUAGAGCAAGAACUUCAACGCGCACGUCAGCAGGGUGUAUUUGCUGCAACUGGAACUGUGGGGGAUCAUGCUCGCGCAGUUGUCGGAAAUGGUGCCUUAGCAUUUGAUAUGGACUAUGCGCGUUGGGUUGAUGAGCAUCAACGGCUGAUUAGUGACCUAAGAUCAGCUGUAAAUUCUCAAAUGGGUGAUAAUGAACUGAAUCUUCUUGUUGAUGGUGUCUUGGCACAUCAUGAUGAACUAUUUCGGUUAAAAACCAUAGGUGCCAAGGCAGAUGUAUUUCACAUACUUUCCGGAACAUGGAAGACACCUGCAGAAAGGUGCUUCAUGUGGCUAGGUGGAUUCCGUCCAUCAGAGCUUCUUAAGAUAGUUAGAAACCACCUCGAGCCCUUAACAGAUGAGCAAUUGAUGGGAAUUUAUAAUUUGCAGCAGUCUUCUCAGCAGGCAGAGGAUGCUUUAUCCCAAGGCAUGGAAGCAUUGCAUCAAUCUCUUUCGGAGACGCUUUCCUCCACCUCCUUAGGUCCUACCAGUUCUGGAAAUGUUGCUCAGUACAUGGGCCUAAUGGCAAUUGCAAUGGGCAAACUUGCCACACUUGAGAAUUUUCUUCACCAGGCUGACCUUUUGAGGCAACAAGCACUGCAACAGCUGCAACGAAUUUUGGCGACACACCAAGCCGCUCGCGCGCUCUUGGUCAUAAACGAUUACAUCUCUAGGCUUCGAGCACUUAGUUCAUUAUGGCUAGCCUGUCCUAAAGAGUAGGAACUGACAUACAUAUGUAUAGUUUGCAACCACCUUUGUAAUGCUGGUUUCCUAAGCUGAUUUGGUAGUUCUGUAGUAAUAGGUAGUUGGUGAUGAGUUGUUUCCACCCUCAAAGCAAAA
Arachis stenosperma is the source of this 1525-nucleotide messenger RNA. RefSeq names its product transcription factor TGA2.3. NCBI's taxonomy places the organism in Eukaryota, Viridiplantae, Streptophyta, Magnoliopsida, Fabales, Fabaceae. The record is from RefSeq and is a predicted model, not a curated record. Gene Ontology annotation, molecular function: DNA-binding transcription factor activity; sequence-specific DNA binding. The coding region runs from base 35 to 1405 and encodes 456 amino acids. The transcript has 11 exons. Gene Ontology annotation, biological process: regulation of DNA-templated transcription; DNA-templated transcription.